Molecule: messenger RNA, 5725 nt
Organism: Mycena citricolor
Lineage: Eukaryota; Fungi; Basidiomycota; Agaricomycetes; Agaricales; Mycenaceae
Source: the annotation of a GenBank genome assembly
UGAUUCAACGCGCCAACCAGAAAUGUGAACGCGUUAGCUCGACACUCAGUGUGAGGCUUUCGUAGGAGGCUUUCGUAGGAGCCUUCUGACAAUGGGAACCCUCCUCCCGCUCCCUUCGCUCCCAGCUUGCUGUCAAUCUCAAAACGUCGGUGCCAGAUUCUUUUAGCUCAGUGGAUCCCCGAACGGGUGUGCACCUGAGCCCUAGUCCCUUCUCUUGUUCGCUACCCGCUUUGACCGUAAGCUGGCAUGAAGAGCGCACUGAUCUCAUUCGGCCCUCAAGAGCCGUCACUGACAUCAGUCUCGCGAGCUCACUUACGAGUGACUCCGACCUUGCCGUCUAUGUCUGAUAUAAGCAAGCCCGCCCAGCAGAGCUCUCAAGGAGGAGAGAGGAACGAUGCAGGUGCUCGUGCCCGUGUGGAAGACGUUCCUCGCCCACGGAAAACUCGGGCGUUCUACAUGAGCGUCCUAGCGAUCAUGGUCGCGUCGUUCCUGAGCGCGUUGGAUCUAACAGCGGUAGGGACGGCGCUGCCUACCAUCGCGGCGGCGCUCAAAGAUACGAAGGGCGAGUUUACUUGGGUCGGCGCUGCUUACGCGCUGAGCAGCACGGCGUUCAUCCCACUCAGUGGCAGUCUGGCAGAUGCCUUUGGACGGAGACCCAUCCUCUUGACGUCGAUCGCGUUCUUUGGUAUUGGGAGUGCCCUCUCAGGCGCGGCUCAAAACAUGGCAGGAAUUGGCGGUGGAGGGAUCUUGAACCUGACAGAGGUGUUAAUUGCGGAUCUGGUGCCGUUGGCUGAGCGAGGAUUGUACCAGGGUCUGGUCGGCCUUGCAUGGUCCCUUGCUUCUUGCAUCGGUCCGCCCAUCGGGGUCCUCAAUUUGCCCUUGACUGGUGUUACUUUUGCAUUAGUCGCAGUCUUUCUUCGUGUUAGGACUCCGCCGGGGUCGGUGAAGGAAAAGCUCGGGAAGGUUGACUGGAUAGGCAAUGCCCUGGCGAUCUUCGGCUCUGGUCUAGUAAUCAUUGGACUAGCCUGGGGCGGGAUUCGGUACCCUUGGGCUUCGGCUCCCGUAUUGACGACCUUGAUACUCGGGAUGCUGUUUCUGGGAACAUUUGCCGUUUACGAAGCUACAGUGCCCACCAGGCCCACAAUCCCAAUCGAUGUUAUCAGCAACCGGACAUCCCUCAGCGGGCUGUUAACUGUGGCCACUCACAGUAUUGCAAGCACUGCCAUUAUCUAUUAUCUGCCUGUCUUCUUUCAAGCUUGCUUCGGGGCCUCCCCCGUACGAUCCGCCGUGGACUUCCUUCCUGGGGCUCUACUCACAGCUCCAUUUGCGCUUGUGGCAGGGAUUCUAGUCUUGGUCUGGCAGAGAUAUCGAGAAAUCAACUGGAUCGCGUGGGUUUUCAUGGUUGUGGCGUUUGGGUUGACCAGCACUUUGAAAGCAAACGCAUCGACUGCUCAAUGGGUCGGUUUCCAAGUGGUUGCAGCGAUCGGUGUUGGAUUGAAUUGUUCUGCUCCUCUAUUCCCUAUUCUCGCACCACUCAAACCCGAGCGAGCUGGCUCCGCUCUAGCCCUAUUUUGCUUCACGCGAGCCUUCUUCCAAGCGUGGGGAAUUGCCAUUGCCGGCACAAUCCUCCAGAAUGAGCUGCACCACCAUCUUCCUGUUGCUUUCGUUGCUCAAUUUCCGCCUCAUUUCGAGAUCGCAUAUGCUGCGAUCCCUUCCAUCAAUGCCCUCGAAGAGCCUCUCCGAUCCGAAGUUCAGGCCGCCUUUGCGUCCAGCCUGGCGAUGAUUUGGAAGGUCAUGGUCGGUAUUUGCGGGCUGGGACUUUUGUUCAGCAUGCUUAUGAAAGAAGUGCCGAUGACGAUGUUGAAAGAUGAUCGGUUUGCUCUGGAAGAGCAGGAUGAUAAGGUUUACAAUUUAGAGAACCUUAAUACGGUGCAACCUGUACCACAAGUCACUGAUAGCCCAGCAUAAAGUGUCACGUGCUUCAUAUAUUGCGCUUUGACCGAGAUGUCUCUUCCGAAGAAAUUGGACUGCACAGAUGAGCGGACCAUUCUAAGAGACGGGUUCUCUUGAUGCCUGCGGGACUGGAACAGUCCAGAGGGCUGUUUCAGUUGCCAUGAUCGGUUUGAUCAAUCCAUCAAAAGUCUCGCCAUCUCACCCUGAUGCCCAACUUGUCCGCGUUUCUCACUUCGAUUCAAGAUACCCUCGCUGAUAUUUUUGCCGUCGCUGUUUCUCUAACACCUGUCCGUGUACGUGCUUGGUCACUGGUUUCUGCUCGCCUCUUCGAUCUCCGCGUCUUGUGCCUUCUGCUUCCUAUGUGCUCGACUCCUGCUAGGCAUUCCGCGGACGGCUGGACUGGAACCUUCCAACUUGGCGACGCGGCCAGGACCUUCGAGGAAUCUUCGUAUCGGAUCGCUCGCUUAUAGGUAUAUCCUACAAAUUGUUGUUGGGUUCAAAUUAUGACGCAUGGGUCCGCGCCGCGGUGUUGUCAUGGCCCCAGCUGCAUGGUGUGGGAGGCACUUGGUAAUGUACGACCAGCAUGAGAUUUCUGAGGAAACCUCGUGGGCGGUCUCGCUGGCGUUUGACAGGCUCACGUCGAAAGCAGUCUCGUCUCUUGGACUAGACGAUCAUGCGAUCCAGGUGUCAAAGGGAUCGUUUGGGGUACCAUCGAGGUUGAGAGCCAGCCGACUAUGAGGGACGGCCGUAUAGAGUAGAUCUCUACUACACAAGCUGUGAAACAAGAUCCAAUAUAUUCCUCGGAGGGUGCAUGUCAUCAGCACUAUCAUUACAUUCAGGCCCGGGAAGAACUUCGAGCAAGGGCUGAAUCGGGACAGCACGCCGAAGUUGCUUGUGUCACUGCAACAGAGUAACCGAUCAAGAUUUCCCUGCGUGUUUUCGGGAUCCUAUAUGAGCAAAUAAGGCCCUCCCCAGCCUUCCCAUUCACGCCGUUCGUCUGCGCUGCCCGCCCCCGCCGCCCAUGCGCGCUCAGGCCGUUUCAGACUCCGCUUGCCGCAUUCGGCCGCAUUGUUUGUUUGCACUCUUCUGCUUCCAAGCAAGGACCCUCCCGCAAUUCUGAGCUCCCCGAGUCGCCCACGGUGUUUUUUCUGCGCCACAAGCACUCCCCCGAACUCGUAUCCCCAUCCCCUUGACGUUGCGUGACGGCGAAAGCCAUAGCAUGCUCCAUCUCGAUCGAAAUUAUUCCCAGCCAUCGCCCCUCUCCGCACCAGCACAGACAAGGGAUCAUCUUAUCUUGCCGACUAGUAACCCGACCGGCGGCGCGUUCACGUCUUCGCAAUCCCUGCCCUGGUCUCCGAAGGACAACGACUUCUAUGCGUAUAGCCCCAGCGGAGGCAACAGCACCAACACACAUAGCACCCCAAUAACCAGUCACGACAUGGCCUACGAAGACAAGCUCGACGAGACCUCAGUUACGCAAAACGCGUCGAAUAACCCUAUUUCGCCUGCCGGCAAAGUGGCGAAUGGAGGCGGAGCAGGGGUCGAGCAGCAUGAAAGUGGAGGAAACGCGUCUCGAAGUUCGUCGCUCUCGUCUGCCCCGGACGCGGGCGCCGCAGGACCUUCACGGCAGUCGACGCCGCUCAGCGAACCACCUGAUGACGAUGAAGAGGACGGGGUGAAGCACAACGAACCGGCUGUAAAGCAGGAGGAAGGAGACAAUAGCAAGUCUGAAGACGCCAAGUCUAUCACUUCACUGCGCACCCCGGGUGCUUCCACCUCGCCCGCACCCACGACCGUCGGAGACGCCAAAGUCCAUCUUCUUUUGGAGCUGAACAAGGAGCUGUUCAAAUUUCUAUUCGAGUUCCAAAACCGUGCAGUCCCUGUCAACGACCCCCAGUUUCUUGCAUAUUCGCAACGUCUCCAAUCAAAUUUGGGAUGGUCUGCGAGCGUGAUGGAUGGCCGCCAGUCUCAUGCCCUUCCCACCAUGGAACCGCCUCCAUCCGUCGAUUUCAUGCCAAACGACCACCUGCGUGAGCUGUAUGCCGACCUUCCAAACGUCUUCGCGAAGGAGAUCGCUCGUCGGGCUGCCCUAUCAAAUCCUAUAAAUCCAAUGCAUCCGACAAACCCUUCACCUCUCAAACGCGAGCGCCCUGACGAUGAUGGGCCGCACGGAAUGAACAAGCGUCGGGAUACUGGCGAAAGCAAAGCGCCAGGUGUCAUGGCACGCUCAGUCACACCUAGUGCAGCACCGACAAAUCGCGCUCAAACACCAUUGACCAAUGGUCCUACUCAAGGUGGCAGGAUCUCUACACCUGGACCUGAUGAGAUGCAGCGGCGUCAAGCUCAAAUGCGGGCACAAGGGAGGCAGAUGUCUCCCCCUACUAAUCCGAUGGGAGGCCCCGGUCCCAGGCCGGGGAGUGCUGGAAUGGGUGGUGGCAAUCCGGCCAUGGGCGCCAACGCUAUCGCUGGACCGUCGAAUCCUGGCAUCAAUAUCUCUGCAUUGCCACCCAAUGUCCAAAACGCAUACCAAAUCCUUCAGACGCCGAACCAUCCUCUAGUCGUCCAGAUCUUGCGUGCUGUGCCGAACUUCCAGCAGAUGCCCUUGCAGUCGCAGUUGCAGAGAAUACUAUCCCUUCAAAACCAGCUCCAGAUGCGAGGCCAAGCGAUGAAUGGGAUGCCUGGCAACGGAGGCUUCCCCGGUGGGCAGGGAAUGGGAGGCAAUCCGAGUGGUUUUCCGGGGGGACAACAGACGAGUCCCGUGUCGCCAAUGGGUGGUCCCGCUCAGAAUGCCAUGUUUCCUGGCGAUCUCCGCGCCAUGAGUUCGACGCCUGGGCCCGGCGGUAUGGGACCUGGAGGGAUGGGACCUGGUGGAAUGGGACCCGGUGGCAUGGGAUCUGGUGGAAUGGGAAUGGGGGAAUGGCACCCGGAGCAAUGGCACCUGGAGGCAUGAACGGGUUGUCAGCGCAGCAGCGGCAGUUGAUACUACUCCAACAACAAAGGGGAGGGAUGAACCCAGGUAUGGUCAACAUGAAUCCACAACAACAAAUGGCGUACCAGCAGCAAGAGCGAAUGCGCAUGAUGCAGCAACAACAGUCUGGUGGAGGUGGUUCUGCUCCUUCGCCGACUAUGCCUGGUUCCCCGAUGAUGGGCUCGCCAGAUUCUUUCAAUGCUCUGCGCUCAAACCCAUCGAUGCCUGGCAUAGCUCGAAUCGCGCGGUCGCCGUCUGAAGGUGGGGGGAUGGGUACGCCUCGGAUGACACCGGCCCGGGCGCCUUCAAUGGGAGGCGGCGACGACUUUUCGCGCAUGAUGCAGCAGCAACCUCAGCGCGGUGGCAAUUUCGUCCAGACGCCACAAGGUGGCUGGCAGCAGCAGCAGCAGCCCCCGGGAAUGGGAAUGCCUAUGGGCAAUGGUAUGCCUGGUGGAAUGGGCAUGGGCAUGCCUGGUGGCCCAGGCCCAGGCCCUCGGCCGGGCAGCGCUUAUGGGGGUGCACCUUCGCCGCCUGGCGGACAAAAUUGGGGCCCGAACGCCGGAGGAAUCUCUGACAUGGGCGGUAUGCCACGGCAUAUGUCUGGCACACCGGGUCCUGGCGGGGGGAUGCAGGGCCAUCAACAACAAAACCAGAUGAUGGGGGAAGACUUCGAGUCGUUCAAUUGGUCGUAGGAUCGUCGGUGCACACAUACUCAUAACUUUUCCCCCCUCUUACGUUUCGUGUUAUAUUAUUCCUUUUGUGUUAUGUCAUAUAGCCCCGUUGUUGUAGCUGCAAAUCAGCGUC